This is a messenger RNA of Octodon degus (degu), 1713 nucleotides long. RefSeq names its product flotillin 1 (gene Flot1). The transcript is spliced from 12 exons. The record is from RefSeq and is a predicted model, not a curated record. Gene Ontology annotation, cellular component: plasma membrane. NCBI's taxonomy places the organism in Eukaryota, Metazoa, Chordata, Mammalia, Rodentia, Octodontidae. The coding region runs from base 157 to 1440 and encodes 427 amino acids. Gene Ontology annotation, biological process: regulation of receptor internalization; positive regulation of cell junction assembly; protein kinase C signaling.
GGGCGUUCUGGCGCUGCGGUCCCGCGCUUCCCGAGAGCAGGCCGCGCGCGGACCGGACCGGACCGGACCGGACGGGGCGGGGCGGGACAGCUUCUGCCGCCCGCUGCGGCGCCUGGCUCCGCGGCCGAGCUUCGGUCCUGCAGCCCCGCCUGAGCCAUGUUUUUCACCUGUGGCCCCAACGAGGCCAUGGUGGUCUCCGGUUUCUGCCGGAGCCCGCCCGUCAUGGUGGCCGGCGGCCGCGUCUUUGUGCUGCCCUGCAUCCAGAAGAUCCAGAGGAUCUCCCUCAACACCCUGACUCUCAACGUCAAGAGCGAGAAGGUGUACACGCGCCACGGGGUGCCCAUCUCGGUCACCGGCAUCGCCCAGGUGAAGAUUCAGGGGCAGAACAAGGAGAUGCUGGCGGCUGCCUGCCAGAUGUUCCUGGGGAAGACCGAGGCCGAGAUCGCACACAUCGCCCUGGAGACGCUGGAGGGCCACCAGAGGGCCAUCAUGGCGCACAUGACGGUGGAGGAGAUCUACAAGGACAGGCAGAAGUUCUCAGAGCAGGUCUUCAAAGUCGCCUCCUCCGACCUGGUCAACAUGGGCAUCAGCGUGGUGAGCUACACGCUGAAGGACAUCCACGACGACCAGGACUAUUUGCACUCUUUGGGGAAAGCUCGGACGGCGCAAGUCCAAAAAGACGCUCGGAUUGGAGAAGCUGAGGCCAAGAGGGAUGCUGGAAUACGGGAGGCCAAGGCCAAGCAGGAAAAGGUCUCUGCUCAGUACCUGAGUGAGAUCGAAAUGGCCAAGGCACAGAGGGACUACGAAUUGAAGAAGGCUGCCUACGACAUCGAGGUCAACACGCGCCGUGCACAAGCUGAUCUAGCCUAUCAGCUCCAGGUGGCCAAGACCAAGCAGCAGAUCGAGGAGCAGCGCGUGCAGGUGCAAGUGGUGGAGCGCGCCCAGCAGGUGGCGCUGCAGGAGCAGGAGAUCGCUCGCCGCGAGAAGGAGCUGGAAGCCCGGGUGCGCAAGCCCGCCGAGGCCGAGCGCUACCGGCUGGAGCGCCUCGCUGAGGCCGAGAGGUCCCAGCUGAUCAUGCAGGCGGAGGCCGAAGCAGAGGCGGUGCGGAUGCGCGGGGAAGCCGAGGCCUUCGCCAUCGGGGCGCGCGCUCGCGCUGAGGCCGAGCAGAUGGCCAAGAAGGCAGAGGCCUUCCAGCUGUACCAGGAGGCUGCGCAGCUGGACAUGCUGCUGGAGAAGCUACCCCAGGUGGCAGAAGAGAUCAGCACCCCCCUGACUUCGGCCAAGAAGAUCACCCUAGUGUCCAGCGGGAGCGGGACCAUGGGGGCAGCCAAGGUGACUGGAGAGGUGCUGGACAUCCUGAGCCGCCUGCCCGAGAGCGUGGAGAGACUCACCGGCGUCAGCAUCGCCCAGGUGAACAGUAAGCCGUUGAGGACCUCCUGAGCCCCUGGCGGUGACCCUGCGGGGCUCAGUGCCUGAGGGGCCCCACAGCUGCACGUACCCCAGUGACCUCCCUUAGCAUGUCGUCUGAAAGUGGGGUCCCUUGUCGCCCCUUGCCACACAGCUUGUGCCUUGCCUGGGUUGGGGCUGCCCCCACUACCAGAUUGCCCCAGUGUAAGCUCCUGCCUGAACCUGAGGGGCCCUGCCCUCUGGGGUCUCCCUCAACGGGAGGCCUGCGUGGAGGUGCCUGCCAAAUAAACCACUGUCAGCAAGUUC